AUGGUAUACACGACGGCUUGUGAGAGAUGUAGGAAGAUAAGGAUGAAAUGCGAACGACCUUCUCGUGGUCAAGAUAUGAGAGAAACAUGUCAGAGAUGUUCGAUGGAUGGAGCAGAAUGUAUAACCAAGAAAAGACGAGUCGGCAGACAACCUGGAGUUAAAAAUCGUAAAACGAGAGAAAUAAAAACGAGAGAAUAUGAACCAUCUUAUUAUAUACCAUUUGGAAUGGAUCAAGAACCAAAUACUCAUCGAUCAAGAGAUGAAAUUGAUCAUUUACCUAAUCCAUUACAGGUUUUGGCUUCAGAGGCAUUGAGACGUCAAGAUACUCCAGAGUCAGACGUAAGUCUGACUCCAAUAAAUCAAUUGAUGUCAACUCGCGAUAGUUCGAGUAUACUGGAUCAGUUCUCGGACUGGACAGAAAAAGUUCAUCCUAUGACAGGUAGACAAGUUCUAUCUCAACGGUUGAAUCAAUUGUUAUCACCUGAGAAUAAAGAUGACACAUUCAGUGUCGAAGAACCAUCAGUGUUUUGCGGAAGACCAGAUAUGGCAAGACCAGAUGUCGCACCUGAACAUGAUGUAAUAUCUCUCCAAAUGGUCUCUUUGCCUGAAGCUCAACACUUGUUUGAUUCAUUCAUGAAUUAUCUUACAAAUGGAUCGAUGUACUUUGAUCCCAAAUUGCAUACUUUAUCUUACGUCCGAUCUAAAAGUUCCUUUCUCCUAGGUGUCAUUCUAGCUAUGGCAAGUGCACACAUCAAUGUAUGUCAGUCAGUGCUGCUACAUUCUCAACUAUUGAAUCAUGUCAAUCGACUCGAAACACAUGUGAGGAAUAAAAAUUUCAAAUCGAUCGAAAUAGUUCAAGGUUUACUUCUUCUUGCAAGUUGGGCAGAAAUACCCCAUUCUCUAAGUCGAGAUAAAACCUGGUUAUAUGUCUCCCACGCUACGGCUUUAGCUGUUGAGCUACGACUGGAUCUACCAUUACCAUUUUGCGUCCAAAUGGAUCCUACCUAUACACCCGCAAAUCAUGAUAUACUGGUAAGAAACGCUCACAGAGUAUGUUUAUUGCUUUACAUACACGAUAGGAAUAUGGCAAUGGUAGCAGGAAGGUAUCCUAUUUUCCCUGAGUCUACGGUCUCUUCUCAAGCUAAUCUCGAUCGGUGGGGCAAGCAUGAACGUGCUCAUCGAUAUGAUGCACCAAUUUGUGCUUCAGUAUCCCUCAGAAAGAUAAUAACAGAAGUACAUCAUAAGCUCGCUACUCAAAGAGCUUGCGAUUUCAAGACAAACAUCAACCUGAUCAAUAACUCAUUGAUCGAGUGGCGAAAUAAGUGGGCAGUUGAGAUCACCAGCACACUGGAAUACGAUAUAAUAGCUAGAUUUUCGACGUUUGUACUAGCAUUGACGUUGCUGAAGAAGAAUCCACAGAAGGACGACUCAGAUACAGAAGCUAGGAAGGCAUGUGAGACGCUUGCUUUCGAAGUUUGUUGUGCAUCUACCAACAAUUACAAAUCAUGGAACGGUGUACUGAACUCCGCCACCUUCGAUACAAGCAUGGUAGCCUUUUGUGCUAUAUAUACGCUUCAGUCAAUCAAUAGAUCUGAUCCUGUCAUUUUGUCCGACUGGUCAUUAUUUCGUUUGGCCACCUUACAAGAAUUGGUAUCUGAAUUGGAAAAACAAGCUGCCGUAAGACAUCAUAUUGAUAGUGCCAAUAGCACGAGUGUAGUUGAUGCUAUGGCAAGACAAUUAUCAAGGGGUAUAAGAAUGGUUAUGAGCAGAAAACAAUUGUUGAAAACGCAAACUCAAUUUGAAGAUGAUAUUGCUUCUUCAUCACCUUCUUCACCUUCAUCUAACAAUGAAGCUAUUCUCCUUCAACAUCAGCCAAAUUGUCACCCACAACAUAUCGAUAUCACGGAACAAGGACAAGGACAAGGACAACAAGACAAUUUCGUUCAAACUCAAUUCGAUCAACCUCAACAACCAAGAUUCGAUGAUUUAGAUCAGUUAUUAUCGAUUAAUAACGCUAUCCCAUUCAUACCUGAUUGGAAUCUGGGAAGUCUUCUGCCGGAUGCUACCUUUAAUUGGGAUGAUACGUCCCAAGAUUUGAGUAAUAUACCCUUUUUCGACUUCACGCAAUAA
Messenger RNA from Kwoniella shivajii, 2130 nucleotides. RefSeq lists its product as uncharacterized. The record is from RefSeq and is a predicted model, not a curated record. Gene Ontology annotation, molecular function: zinc ion binding; transcription cis-regulatory region binding; DNA-binding transcription factor activity, RNA polymerase II-specific. The coding region runs from base 1 to 2130 and encodes 709 amino acids. Gene Ontology annotation, biological process: regulation of DNA-templated transcription. Gene Ontology annotation, cellular component: nucleus. The transcript has 10 exons. Lineage: Eukaryota; Fungi; Basidiomycota; Tremellomycetes; Tremellales; Cryptococcaceae.